This is a messenger RNA of Cotesia congregata, 6201 nucleotides long. The record is from the annotation of a GenBank genome assembly. Lineage: Eukaryota; Metazoa; Arthropoda; Insecta; Hymenoptera; Braconidae.
AUGGAGCACUGGAAAGAAUAUCCCGAUUUUAUAAUUAACAAAAAUGACGACGAUGAUGUUAUAUCCGAACAUAUAUAUCAAAUGUCUCUUCUGUUAUUGAGUGCCUCACAAAAAGUGACUUUUCACCGACCUAUGUACUCAUUAAAAAAUGAUUCGCAACUAACAAUAAAAAAAUUUUUAGAACUACUUUUGCCGUAUGGAAAAGGAUUAACAUUCGAUACGAUCCGUGAAAGCAUAGUAGAAUUAGGAGAUACAAUUCCACAAACUCCUCCAAAGACACCGAAAGACCGACCGUUGAAAAAUUAUUUAACAUCUCCAGCAGCGCAAUCUGCUUAUCGUCACAAAAUGUUAAAUGAACGUAAUCGCGAGUUAAGGCUGUUAAAAGCUCAGCUGGAAACUGAACUUUUUGAAAAGGUAGACUUGCAGGGAGAUAUUAAAAUCUUAGAAGACAAAGUUAAAAAUUUACAAAAACAGUUAUCUCAAAAAACAGAAGAGCUGAAGAGACUCAGGAUAGAACAGGCAAGUCCAAGAACUCCACAGUCUGCGAGAAAGAAUAAAAAUAAUCAAAAUAUAGAGGAGCAUUUAAAAAAAGAAAUUCAAAAUGUCGAAGCGUAUAAUUUAAAACUCACGACAGAGUUGAAUAAAAUUGAGGAUGAGCAUGAAAGUUUAAAACGUCGUUUGGCAUCUAAAGAACGUCUUGCUGCUACUUUGAAGGAGAAAGCUGAAGAAUUUGAACGGGGGAUGGAAUCUUUGUCAAUACAAUUGGAAGUCAAGACUAAUGAAUUGUUAGAUUUGAGGAUGCAAAAUGAAGAACUCCGAGGUCACAUCAAGGGUAUGCAAAGAUACUCAACUGAUGCUGAACAGAGUUUUGAAAUGGACAAUGUUGUUCAUGCCGGGUCACCAGCUGUUGGGUUGAAUAUCAGUGAAGCUGCCAGUUCUAUUAUUGACAUUCAGUUAAAAGAAGCGAAUGAAGAAUCUGCUAGGCUAAAAGACGAGUUAGAGUGUAUUAAAAAUCAAUUGGAAGAAGCUUUGCAGGAGUGUCAAGAAUUUAAAUCUCUCAACGAUGUUUUAAAUGAAAAAGUAUUAAAUUUCGACGAAACUAAAAUGGCUUUAGAAAUUACAGAAGAUAAAUUAGAAAAACGACAAUGCCAAAUUAAUAUUAUGGAGAUGGAAAGAAAGACUCUGCAAGAUGAAAUUGAAAAACACAAAAAAAUUAUUGCUACUCAAGAAAUCACUUUGAAAGAAACUCAAGAAUUAAAGGAAAAAUUAGAAUCUAAUGUAUCUUCUAUUGAAAAAGAAUUAAAUAGAUUGAAGAUAUCUUUAGUUACCACAGAAGACACUUUGGCGCAGACUAUUACCACUAAAGAAGUUUUAGUAAUGCAGUUAAGUACAGCUGAAAAUAAAAUAAAAAGCCUGAAAGAUGCUAUAAAUGAUGCGAAUAAAGAAUACCAAGAGUUAACCCAGGAUUUAGAAUAUAAAGUUAAUAAUUUAGAAGAGAAUAUCAAUAGACACUUGGAGCAUAAUCUUCAGCUUGAAAAAAUUGUUGAUCAAUUAAACAAAGAUUUAAAUGACUUACAUAAAGAAUUUGAUAAUAAAAAUUUAACUGUAAAUUCGUUAAAUGACAAAGUUGUUCAAUUAGAGGCAACGAUUGUUGAUUAUUCUGAUAACAAACAACAGCUAGAAGAAAUUAUUACGCAAAAAGAAGAAGAGAUAAAUAAAUUGAAUCAAAUUUUUGAUAAUAAAAACCUGACUUUAGAUUCUUUGAAUGCCAAAUUAUUGAAUAAGGAAGAAGAUAUUGAAAGGUAUGUUGAAAUUAAAAAAGAACUUGAGGAGACUGUUGAACAACAAGCUUGUGAUUUAAAAAAAUUGAGUAAAGAAAUUGACGAUAAAAAUUUAAUAGUUGACUCUUUGAAUAAUAAAGUAGCGGAGCUUGAAAAAAUAAUUGAAAAUGAUUCUGAAAUUAAAAUUAAACUUGAAAAUAUUAUUCAAGAUCAAAAACAAGAUUUGAUUCAAGUUAAUGGAAUAGUUGAUGAGAAAAACUUGACCAUUGAAUCUUUACAAGUAAAGCAGUCGGAGUUGGAAAAAACAAUUUGUAAAAAUUCUGAAGAUAAACAACAACUUGAAAAUGCAAUUGAAUAUCAAAAGGAAAAUUUAAUUAAAUUAAAAGAUGAACUUGACAAUAAAAAUUUAAUUAUUGAUUCUUUAAAUACUACACUGUUACAAUUGGAGCAAAGUAUUGUUAUGUAUUCUGAGGAAAAACGAGAGCUUAAGAAAAUAAUUGUUGACACAAAUGAAGACACGCGUAAAUUAACUCGGGAUUUGGAAAGUAAAAAUUCAACGAUAGAUUCAUUGAAUGCUAAAAUCUUGGAACUUGAAGCCUCUGUUGAUAAAUAUUCUGAUAAAGAUAAAUUACAAUUUGAAGAAACUAUUGAAAAAUAUAAGAAGGAUACUGUUAAAUUUAAUGAACAGAUUUCUGAUAAAAAUUUAAUGAUUGAUUCAUUGAAUUCUAAGCUGGUGCAUUUGGAGAAUGAGAUUGGAAUACAUUUACAAGAAAAACAGAAACUUUCUGAAGCUAAUCAAGAACAAAAUAAGGAUUUAAUGAAAUUAACAACAGAACUUGAUGAUAAAAAUCAACUUAUGAAUUCAAUGAGUAUUAAAUUGUCAGAAUUAGAAGAAAAUAUUGCAUUAAUUUCGAGUGAAAAACAAUUACUUGAAAAAUCAAUCGAUAUUUUAAAUGGGGAUUUGGUGAAUCUGAAUAUUGAAAUAGAUAAUAAAAAUUCAUCAAUAGAUUCAAUGAGUAACAAAAUUUUGGAAUCAGAAAAUAUUAUUAGCAAUAACUCGGAUGAAAAAAGACAACUUGAAGCGAUUGUUGAGAAGCUUAAUGAUGAUAUUGUUGAUUUAAAUACGAACAUUGAAAAUAAAAACUUAGCUCUUGAUUCUCUUAAUAUUGUGCUGUCGGAAACAAAGGAUACUAUCGCAAGGUAUUUGGAAGAGAAACAACAGCUUGAAGAGGAUAAUCAGCAACAAAAGAAUGAGUUGAUAAAUUUGAAUAUGGAACUUAAAGAACGACAGUCAACAAUCGAGUCAAUGAAUAAUAAAUUUUCACAACUGGAAGAUGUCAUCACCGUGCAUUUGAAUGAAAAACAAGAUUUACAAAACACUGUAGAGCAGCUAAAAAGUCAACAGAUUAAAUUAAAUGAGAAAAUUGAAGCCAAACAAUCUACAAUAAAAUUACUGAACAAUAAAUUGUUACACCUUGAAGAUAUUAAUGCAACAUUUUCACAAGAGCAACUACGACUGCAAAAUAGUUUGGAGGAACAGAAAAAUGAUUUGAUGGAAUUAAAUAAGAAAUUAGAAGACAAAAAUUCGAAUAUUGAUUUGUUAAAUCUUAAGAUUUCAGAAAUGGAAUCUAAAUUGAGUUUUAAUGAAUCAGCACUUAAAGAAGCCGAGACAAAAAUAUGUGAAUUAAAUGAACUCCGAGAAGAACUUCAGAGCCAGCUGGUGCAAGAACAAAAAAAUAAAUUAAUUUGUAUGGAUGAAAAACAUAGUUUAGAAAUAAAACUGGACGAGUUAUUAAAAUCUGAGGAAAAAAAAUCAAUUGUUGCGCAAGAAAAAAUUCAAGAGUUAAAUUCUCGGUGUGAAAAAUUAAAUUCGGAACUUACUGUUACAUAUUCUAAAAUUUCUGAGCAAGAUGACGUGAUACAAAAAAUAAUAACAGAACGUGAUUUAUUACAAAGUAAAUUAGAUGAAGUGGAAAAGGAUUUAGAGAGUCAAAAAGAAGAGUUGAAAAUUACAGUAUUGAAUAUUGAAGAACUAAAACAAACUCAUGAGCGGGCAAUUAGUAAUUGUCAAGAACGUGAGGAUGCUUCUCGUGAACUUCUUAACUCUGUUGAAAAAAAACUUUUGGCUACACAAAAUGCAUGUGAAACGCUUAAACUUGACAAAAAAAUCCAAGAAGAAUCACUUGCUGUUCUUAAUGCUAAAUUAGAACAACAAACUAAAGAAAAAAUUGAGUCUGAAUUGAAAAUGAAGGAGGUGAUUGUUAAUUUGCAAGAAGUUAGAACGGGUCAAGAAGCAGUAUUAGAUGCGCAAUCUAAAGCUCUUGCUGAUAAAGUUGCGGAAUUAGAUGCUAUGAAAAAGGAAUUUGUUAAAGUUAAAGAAAAUCUGGAGUUGAAAAUUUAUGAACAGAAGAUACAGGGUGAAGAAAAAUCAAAUGAAUGUAUUGUUUUAAAAGAGAAUAAUGAAAGAUAUCUUAAAGAGAAACAAGAGCUUGAAUCUAAGUUGAGUGAAGUAAAUAAUGUAAUAAUAAAAUUGAAAGAAGAUUAUGAAAGGUUGCAAAAUGAAUUUAAAGAAAAAUUAAAGACUACUGAAGCUAUUAUUAAGACUAAAACGGAAAAUAAUGAACAACUGUCGAAUCAACUGAGUUUUGUAGAAAUUGAAAGUAAUACACGCAAUGAAUAUUUGUCUCGGCUAGUUCGAGAGAAGAAUAAAUUACAAGCUAUGCUUGAUAAUGUAAUUGCUAGUCGUAAUAAUUUAGAAGAAAGUUUGGAGAGUAUUCACAAAUCUUGGGAUGACACUUUAAAUAAAGUUCAACAUAUAUUCAGUAAAAAUAGUUCGGCUUGCGAUGAAUUGAAGCAUUUGGAAGCACAAAAAAAAGAAUUGAAAAAAUUGUUGAGUGAUAUUAAUGAUCGUCAAUCUAAAACUUCAAAACCUCUUAUUAAAGUUCUUUGUUGGAUACCCUCGUGGUUUGAACAAAAGUUGGAUGGAAUUAAAAAUGUUGGUGUUAAAAAAGAAAUAAAUGAGACUGAUGAUACUUUAGCAGACGAGCAAUUAAUUUUGGAAGCUGAAAUUCAGAAAAAUGAAUCAAUAUUUAAAGAGUUGAAUGUUUUGCAAAAUAAAAUAGAUGAGUUUUUGGAUGCCUCGAUGACUUAUGAGUCAAAUAUAAAAUCUGGUAUUCUAAAACGCGAGCCGAGUGCUGAAGAAAAAUUACAGAUGCAAUUGGAGAAGAUAACUAAAGAGAAAAAAGAUAUGAAAGAAAAAUUAGAUGCUGCUCGGGUGAGAAAUGCCAAGAUGGAAAAAAAUAUCGACGAGUUAAGGAAUGAAAAUCGAAAAAUUAAAGCCGAGGUAUUGACAUCUUCUUCAGAUAACAAACCGGAAGUAGAACGUUUGACAAAAUUAACUGAACAGUUGGAACAACAAAUUGAAAUUUUUAAAAAAGAAAAAGAAGAGUUGGAGAAUAAAUUAAAGAACGAUGAUUUUGAUGCUAGACUUAAAGAGGUACACCAUGAGUAUGGAUUGAAAUUGGAGAAAUUGAAGCAAAAGAUGAAAGUAGCGUACAAUGAACAGGUCAGUAAGCUUCAAGUUGAGCAGGACCAGGCGAUGUCUGAGAAGAUAGCGGCCCUGAAGGCCAAGAUGGAACAACAAUGUAAGAAAUAUUCUGAAGAUAUUGCGAGGUACAAAGCUCAUGUCAGUGAUUUAUCAUCACAGUUUUGGAAUGUCGGCGAGAGACUUUUAGCAGAGCAACAAGAAAAAGAGACUGUUCAGCAACAUCUUUGUGAACUGCAAAAAAAAUAUCAGUCGGCAAUGCAUGACGCCAACCAAUCGCUUGCUUUAGCUCACAGCCAAAUAAGUUCAUCGACUUUGGAUAGAGAUUUUAGUUAUGACCGAUCGGAUGUCCCACGACAAAGCUUCCGAGCGGUUCAACUUAUUGAGGAAGAGACAACUACUACACGGAGACACAGUGUUAAAAGUAUUCAAGCUAUGGGGAAUGCUUUCAGUGUUGAAGAUGAAGAGGGCGAGGUCUUUAAUAAUGACUUCUUAACAGACUUGAAAGAAGGGAAAUUCCGCACUACUGAACAACCACCUGAUUUUGAUAGACUGUCUGAAUUGCGGAUGAGGAAUUCAUUAUGUCGGCCUCAUCUUAGAUCUUCUUAUGCUACGUCUUAUAAAAGACCUGGUCCUCCUACUCCAAGUAAAAAUGGUGGUAGAUUGUCACUCCAGGGUAAUGAAUUAAAGAGUCCGAAUUCGAGAAUACUUCGAGAUAGAAACAGCGAAAGACGUACUACAACAACUCCAAAACGAUUAAAAGACUUCUUUUCAACUUCAUUGUCAAGACGCCAAGAUGAGAACACACCGGCUACUCCGAAAGGUCGCAGGCUAAGCAGCAUUUUUCGUAAACCACGAGCCGCAGAAAAAAAUUAA